AUGUCGGCGUCGAAACUUGUGUCUAGAGCGGCCGUUCGUGCUGCCUCUACGCCAACAAUAACAUCAAAUAUGACCAAGGCCGCCGGGGACAUUUCCAGUGUUUUUCCAAGCUUGCGACCUGACUACAAACCGGAACCACUGCCUCCACGGUUCAAGGAACUGAAACAAAAACUGUUCGAGAAGAAUGAGAAGGCUCUAGUGCAAAGCUGGAAAAGACUCCUUGAAAGCCUAGAGAAAGAGGUGCAUGAGAUCAAGGUCAAGGGCAGCGAUGUACGUCAUCCCGCAAUGCACUGUGAUCUAUUUUCACUGGAUGCUGACGGCCAGCAGGUUAUACCAUCGGUACAAUAUGCAGACAUUGUGUCCGGCAGAGUCUCGGAUAGAGCCCUUGCUGAGAUAUUGCACCGCGGAUCUGUCGUGAUCCGAAAUGUGAUCCCUCGAAAAGAAGCUCGAGGUUGGAAAAACAGGGUUGAAGAGUAUGUCGCUGCGAAUAAGGAGCGAGUCAAGGCCUUUCCGCCUGAUUCACCCGCUGUCUUCGAACUGUACUGGACUCCCUCGCAGGCCGAGGCACGAGCACAUCCGAACAUGCUCGAAACUCAGCGUUUCUUGCAGCGUCUCUGGCAUUCAUCUGACCCGGCGACUCGGAUAUCUACCAGAUAUCCUCUGACAUAUGCGGACCGCCUCCGUAUCAGGCAGCCGGGAGAUGGUAAAUUCUCGCUUGGUCCCCAUGUGGAUGGGGGUUCACUCGAGCGUUGGGAGGAUCCCGAGUAUUCGCGGGUCUACACCAAGAUCUUGGAGGGCAAAUGGGAAGAAUACGACCCUUGGGAUGCGAAGCACCGAGUUUCCGCUAAGAUGGAUUUGUACAAUGGAGCGGGAGCAUGUUCUAUGCUGAGAUUCUUCCAGGGCUGGCUUUCGAUGUCCAACACUGGCCCUGGAGAAGGCUCGUUGCAUGUUUGCCCUAUGCUCAUUCAGAGCACUGCCUAUACCAUUCUGCGUCCAUUUUUCGAUGCGAAGACAUUGCAGCCCAACCUGGACGCCACGUUUCCAGGUUCCGUGCCAGGUGCUUGCCAAGAAUACAAUCCAGUUACCCAUCCUCACCUUGAACUAGACACCACCAUGGUUUCGGUUCCAGAGGUCGAACCGGGAGAUUAUGUCGCUUGGCACUGCGACUCGUUGCAUUCCGUGGACAAGGAACAUAAGGGGAAUGGUGACUCCAGCGUCCUCUAUAUCCCUGCCACUCCAAUGUGCGAGAUGAAUGUGGAUUAUCUCCUCAAGCAGCGGAACGCGGCUCUCGCCUAUUCACCACCUUGGGAUUUUCCCGGCGCCGGAGGUCCGGGUGAGGCAGGUUUUAAGGGUGCAUUGGACUGGUCUUCUGUCAACUCUGAUGGCCUGCGAGCCAUGGGUAUGGGCGCAAAGCCUUGGGAAGUCACUGGUGACAUGACCGAGGGAGAGAAGGAAGUUGUUGAAGCAGCGAACAAGGCCUGUUUUGGCCAAGCUUAA
Messenger RNA from Aspergillus fumigatus Af293, 1497 nucleotides. The record is from RefSeq and is a predicted model, not a curated record. Lineage: Eukaryota; Fungi; Ascomycota; Eurotiomycetes; Eurotiales; Aspergillaceae.